Messenger RNA from Alternaria burnsii, 267 nucleotides. RefSeq lists its product as uncharacterized. The record is from RefSeq and is a predicted model, not a curated record. The transcript has a single exon. The annotation marks the transcript as partial. Lineage: Eukaryota; Fungi; Ascomycota; Dothideomycetes; Pleosporales; Pleosporaceae.
CCCACCAUUACCACUUCUGCAACCACCAUAGCAACGACUGUCGCGUACCAAAGUUUCAGCAAAGACAAUUCUCGUCCGCCUGAAGCAACACUGACUUUCUCCGCCAUUCUUCGUCGACUUUGUCCCUUGUGCUACCUACGCUGCCAGGAACAUGCUGGGCGCGUGGCUUCACACGCUUUGCUGGCAUGGCAGCUCACGUCACUCACCGAACAUGUGCCUCGUCAUCACCGUCGCAGAGAAGCUUCUAGCAAUGGAACACUGAGAUAA